Molecule: messenger RNA, 1142 nt
Organism: Carica papaya (papaya)
Lineage: Eukaryota; Viridiplantae; Streptophyta; Magnoliopsida; Brassicales; Caricaceae
Product: appr-1-p processing enzyme family protein
Source: RefSeq, a predicted model, not a curated record
AUAGGCAGGAGAAUACCGAGUUGCCUACCGAGGUAAACUCAGUUAGUGAGUCGAAGCGGUACUCAUGCAUUCGCAGCCGGUCCAUCAGAGUACUGAUUAGCCGAUUCGCCACCUUUCCAAUAACCAAUCAAACUACAAAUGCCUCUGUGUUGUAGAUUUUUUGGAUCACAGGGACUCAUUAGACCUAUCAUUUCCGCCUCUCCUUCUCUCACCUCCCAACCAAAACCACCUGCCACCCAUCUUCCAUUUCUCGGCAACCAUCAUCCUCUUCUUCAGAAUACCCUCAAACCCUCAUCUUUUUCGCCGUCACCGAGCAUUUCCCAAUUGAAAAGUUCCGGCCUUGCCAGGUUCUCAACGAUGUCUUUUGGGGGAGGAGGCAGUGGUAGUGAUGCUCACUUCAACUUGUCUGAAUCCACCAUCCUGAAGAUCCUCAAAGGGGAUAUCACUAAGUGGUCUAUUGAUGGAUCCUCUGAUGCUAUUGUAAAUCCAGCAAAUGAACAAAUGCUUGGAGGUGGUGGCGCAGAUGGAGCAAUUCAUAGGGCUGCUGGACCAGAACUCAGGGAGGCAUGCUACAAAGUCCCACAAGUUCGGCCCACUAUACGCUGCCCCACUGGAGAAGCAAGAAUUACCCUAGGUUUUAAGUUGCCAGCAUCUCAUGUGAUCCACACUGUUGGUCCUAUCUAUGAUGCUCGUAGUAAUGCUGAAGCAUCCCUGAGAAGUGCAUAUAGGAAUAGCCUGAGAGUAGCCAAGGAGAACAACAUUCAAUACAUUGCUUUCACUGCCAUCUCUUGUGGUGUUUAUGGCUAUCCUUUUGAUGAGGCUGCAACAGUAGCUAUAUCUACAGUGAAAGAAUUUGCAAAUGACUUCAAGGAGGUGCACUUUGUUCUGUUCUCGGAUGAGAUUUACGAUGUCUGGGUGAGCAAGGCAAAGGAAUUGCUCCAAGGGUAGUGUGGUAUAGCUAAUAGUUAUUAUGGCCAUAUGUAUAUGUUCUGAUCUUUGACGUGGAUGAGUUUGAAUGUAAUGCAAAGCUGGAAUUGGAGAGUUAUAUUGGAUCUUGUUGUCUUUGCCUAUUGAUAAUCUAUUCAUGCUGCUUGUCAAACAUCUUAAAUCCUUGAAGUAGUCAGUAAGUUGCAGUUGAGGCC